CCAUCUCUCACACAAGCCUCUACACCAAUUUGUCAUAGAUACAAUCUCUCUCUCUCUUCACUUUCUCUCUCUAAAGUCAUAACAAAGAUGGAGUCUUUCAGCAUAUCUAAGAAGGUGAGGUGUGUUAAUGGUGAAGAAGAAGAAGAAGGGACAAAAACACUGGACGGAACUGUUGAUUUCCAUGGCCGACCAGCUCUUAAAGCAAAAACUGGUCGAUGGACAGCUGGAACUAUCAUCCUCGUGAACCAAGGACUAGUAACUUUAGCUUUUUUUGGAGUUGGGGUGAAUCUAGUGUUGUAUCUAACUAGGGUGUUACAACAAGGCAAUGCUGAGGCUGCAAACAAUGUUAGCAAAUGGACCGGGACGGUUUACAUUUUCUCACUCGUCGGCGCUUUUCUUAGCGACUCAUACUGGGGUCGAUACAAAACGUGUGCCAUCUUUCAAGCCAUCUUUGUGUUGGGUUUGGGCGGACUGUCGGUGGCAUCAAGUAUGUUCUUGAUCACCCCUAAAGGUUGUGGUGACCGGACCACAAUAUGCGGGACGCACUCAAAUUGGGAAAUCGGGUUGUUUUACAUUUCGAUAUACAUGAUUGCUUUAGGGUACGGCGGGUACCAACCGAAUAUUGCAACGCUUGGAGCCGAUCAAUUUGAUGAAGAAGAUGCUAAAGAGGCUCACUCAAAGGUGGCUUUCUUUAGCUACUUUUAUCUUGCACUAAACCUUGGUUCACUCUUUUCCAACACACUCUUGAGCUAUUUUGAGGAUGAAGGAAUGUGGACCCUCGGGUUUUGGCUUUCAACUGGGUCCGCGUUUGUUGGACUAGCGCUGUUUCUUGGAGGGACCGUAAGGUAUAGACACUUUAAACCAAGCGGGAACCCGUUAAACAGAUUUUGUCAAGUGUUUGUGGCUGCGUCGAAAAAGUGGAGGGUUAAGUUGCCGCAAGGCGAAGAGUGUUUGUUUGAAGAUGAAAAAGAAAGUUCUUUAACCACUGGAAGGAAGAUACUUCAUACACAUGAAUUCAAGUUUCUCGAUAAAGCAGCGUUCAUUACCUCGAGAGAUUUCAAUGACCCGAAACAAGCGACUCACAACCCAUGGAGUUUGUGCCCGGUUUCACAGGUUGAAGAAGUGAAAUGCAUAUUGAGAUUGCUUCCCAUUUGGCUAUGCACGAUAAUCUACUCGGUUGUAUUUACGCAAAUGGCGUCGCUAUUCGUUGAGCAAGGCGCAGCCAUGAAAAGUACAAUUUCCAACUUCCAAAUCCCCGCAUCCAGCAUGUCUAGUUUCGACAUUUUAAGUGUUGCGCUCUUCAUUUUCCUUUACCGAAGAGUGAUCAGUCCGGUUGUAAUAAUGUUCCAGAAAAAAGACUCCAAGGGGUUGACCGAGCUUCAAAGAAUGGGAAUCGGGCUCAUUAUUGCGAUACUCUCAAUGGUUUCGGCUGGAAUAGUGGAAUGUUAUAGACUAAGAUAUGCUAAUCAAGAAUGCACUCAUUGUGACGCGUCAAGCUCGUUAAGCAUAUUUUGGCAGGUGCCUCAAUACGUGUUUGUCGGGGCGUCUGAAGUGUUCAUGUAUGUGGGACAACUCGAGUUUUUCAACGCGCAAGCGCCUGACGCGUUAAAGAGCUUUGGAAGUGCACUUUGCAUGACAUCUAUCUCACUUGGGAAUUAUGUAAGCAGUUUCAUUGUGACUAUAGUUAUGAAGAUAUCAACCGAAGAUGAUAUGCCCGGUUGGAUUCCUGGAAACCUCAACCGCGGUCAUCUAGACAGGUUUUUCUUCUUGCUAGCUGGAUUAACGGCUAUCGAUCUAUUAGUCUACAUUGUGUUUGCUAAAUGGUACAAGAGUAUUAAGCUCGAGGGGAAGAACGAUGAAGAAAAUGAUGACACCGACGAUAGUGAAGUCUGAAGAUGUAAAUUACUGAGAAGACGGUUAAGUUCAACGAUGAUCCAAAAUAUAUAUAAAUAAGAACUGGGAUAGGGUUAUGAAGGCGAAAACACUCUGUAAAUGCGUCGAAGAAAUUGCGGUUGGGUUGGCUUAAGGCGGAAAAGACCCGAGUUCCCAUAUUCAUUUUGAUCUAAUUUGGUUAUGGGAAUGGACCGAAGGGAAGGGGCGUUGGUUGAUCUGCGGUUAAGAUGUUGAGUGUAGUUGCUUUGGGUUCAUGAGGUCAUGAUCUUACUUCCAGUGGUGGUUCAUUUUGUUGUACAACAAGACUAAUUUAACAUGUGUUUUGGUCAUUUGUGAAUUGGUUUUUGUAUUUUGUAACAUAUUUUUGGCUCUAUUUCAUCUGAUUUCACUA
Messenger RNA from Helianthus annuus (common sunflower), 2284 nucleotides. RefSeq names its product protein NRT1/ PTR FAMILY 7.3. The transcript is spliced from 5 exons. Gene Ontology annotation, cellular component: membrane. Lineage: Eukaryota; Viridiplantae; Streptophyta; Magnoliopsida; Asterales; Asteraceae. Gene Ontology annotation, molecular function: transmembrane transporter activity. Bases 88 to 1893 code for a protein of 601 amino acids. Gene Ontology annotation, biological process: transmembrane transport. The record is from RefSeq and is a predicted model, not a curated record.